Messenger RNA from Brettanomyces bruxellensis, 1761 nucleotides. RefSeq lists its product as uncharacterized. Gene Ontology annotation, cellular component: plasma membrane; cytoplasm; cytosol. The transcript has a single exon. The record is from RefSeq and is a predicted model, not a curated record. Gene Ontology annotation, biological process: ubiquitin-dependent endocytosis. Lineage: Eukaryota; Fungi; Ascomycota; Pichiomycetes; Pichiales; Pichiaceae. Gene Ontology annotation, molecular function: ubiquitin protein ligase binding; protein-macromolecule adaptor activity. The coding region runs from base 1 to 1761 and encodes 586 amino acids.
AUGGCUUUCCAUUCUAUUAUUGAAAAGAUCCUAUCGGCUCCCGUGGGAUCCGACCGAAGUUAUUUAAGUUCACAAUCGUCCACUAACUCGGAUGAUAAUAUAAGUGCCAACUCUGAAGCUGUGGACAUAUAUAAUACCAGUUCUUUCAGGUCAAAUGAGCAAUCAACGGAGGAUAUUUUAAUUUAUCCGACACUGUCUUCGUCUUUGGUUCAUACGUCACGGAAAAAUUCUAGUGAGAGUACUGCCCCACCUUCUAAAGAGCAGGAGGGGUCUUCAAAAAAAGCCGAGUCACGUGACAUUCAAAGAGUAUUAUCUAAAUUACCUGGGUGUACGCGAACACGUUCAAAUGUGCCCUCUAACCAUCUUCAUGAUUACGAUGACAUACCAUACAGCCACAAGAAGAUAGUCGUAAAUAAUAGGAAAGUCAAAUUAACCAUUGCGCUACUAAACAAAACAAUUUUUUUGGAUGGUAACAAACAGAAACAGAUCCCAAUUAGAGGUUGUCUCAUCCUAAAUGUCAAGAAACCUACGAAGAUACAUAAGAUUGAGCUUCAGCUGCAAGGGGUUUCAUCUAUUUGUUUUUACUAUAAGGGUAGUCCACUAAUUCAAUCAGAAAAAACACAGGAAUUCACUUUUUUAAAAGAUGUUCGAGAAUGGUACAAUUUUAAUCCUAAUGAUGAUCAAUUGAGAGGGGAACGAUGGGAUUCUUCUGACACUUUUUCUAAAGGUUCUUAUAAAUUUCCAUUUAUGUUUACUGCCAAUGGAAAUGCUCCACAAUCUACAUACAAUUCGUUUGGUUCCGUGACAUACAGACUCGAAGCAAAAUUAUUGACUCCAAAGAAGCAUACGCAUCAUUUAAAAAUUGUUUCUGGUAGAUUGACCCUUGAUUUUGUUCAAUGCACUUUGAAGGUUGACGAGUCGGAUCUUGGUCAUUUACAGAAUACCAACUACGUUUCAACGGCAAAUUGGAGAAAUUUGCUAUGCUAUUCAGUAUCGAUCAGCGGUCCAACCAAUUUUGCUAUAGGAAGUAAGUUGAAUGUUACAGUGAGGAUUCUUCCCAUUAUUAGAAGUCGGUAUAAAAUACAUCAGAUCCGGAUUUUCAUGGUUCAAAAGCUGUGUUAUGAUUCUAUCCCAAGCAAUAAAUCCCAUUAUGCAGAUAUAAUACAGACAGAAAAACUUCCUCUGCUGCUAGUUAACGUCCGGAAUGACCAUGGUUCUGGUCACAAAAGUUAUUCGGGAAAAUUUGAGAUUCUUAUUGAUAGUGAAUAUUAUAACGCUUGUUCUAAUGAGAGAUUUGUGAUAUACCCUUCUACGAGUUCAACAGAGAGGCAUAUGUGCCAUUUUAAAGUUCGUCAUGAAUUUAUAGUGGGGAUAGUUGUCCAGGAAAUUGAGAAAGAAAAGAGCAAGGGAAACGACAUUAAAGUUCAAAGUUCAAAGAAUAAUCUUUCAAGUGACAUAAAUUUAAAAAAGUCAAUGAUUAAUAGCAAAAACAUAGAAAAUGAAGAGGAUCAUUUCAUUAGAAGUACCGCUGCUUUAAUCGGAGAACCAAAGGCGGAUAAGGAUAGGUUCAGUCGGGUUGAACUUUUGGUAACCAAAAAUCUUCACAUAUUGAGAUCGGAAAGUCGGAUUGGGAAUGAACCACCUCCAUCUUAUCUGGAUACCAAAAAAUUUGCAAAGGUUUCGGAGGGCAGUCACAUACAUUUGCCCUCCUAUGAGGAACACGCAAUGGCGUCGCACAUACUUCCACCUACAUAUGCAUAG